AUGCCUCAGGAACAGUUACAAAAAUGAAACCAAUACCUAUUCUGUCCCAAACUGCAGAUUCGGCGCAGGAGCUGGCGCUCGAUAUCAGUCGACAAGCCAAAGAACUCGAGACCCUGAUCGACAACCUGCCGGGAAUCACCCAAAGCCUAGAAGAUCAGACGUGUGACCUUGAGGCCCUGGCACGACAGAACGCACAGGCGACCGAGGAAUACGAAGCUGCUGUUCUUGAGGCAAGAGAACUCCUCCAGGAGAUCACUCUUGCCCUCAGAGGGAUUGCUGAAGACCAAAGUCGCUCUUGAGAAAGAAAGAAAAAAAACUAGGCAGACAAGGGACAGAGAGAGGGUGAGGGCGAGAAAGGGAGAAAUGUAUUAUAAUUUACUAUAGCAACAGAUGCGGACGCGCGUUUGAUAUGACAUGAACGCGUUCCUUGUAUACUAUUAGAGUCCGCAACGCAAAGCAAAGGCGGGCUAUAUUCGCUUUAGAUAGGUUCAAUAAAUGGCC
This is a messenger RNA of Gamsiella multidivaricata, 501 nucleotides long. RefSeq lists its product as uncharacterized. Lineage: Eukaryota; Fungi; Mortierellomycota; Mortierellomycetes; Mortierellales; Mortierellaceae. The transcript has 2 exons. The record is from RefSeq and is a predicted model, not a curated record. Gene Ontology annotation, cellular component: mediator complex. Bases 24 to 299 code for a protein of 91 amino acids. Gene Ontology annotation, biological process: regulation of transcription by RNA polymerase II. Gene Ontology annotation, molecular function: transcription coregulator activity.